UUUAUAAUCAGACCUUAAUUACUAAGUAAAAGUUGAUUAAUAUCUAUAAGGAUGAAGAUACAAUUGAAUAUAGUUCUAGUAACUAUAUUUAGUAUUCUUACUGUAUUUGUUAGAGGAGAUAUAAAUGUGGUUAAUACCGAAGAGGCAGAUCAUAUUAUUAGUAAAUCCAAACAUACUAAUAAUUGGGCAGUAUUAGUAUCAACAUCACGAUUUUGGUUUAAUUACAGACAUAUGGCCAAUGUACUUUCACUUUAUAGAACAGUUAAAAGAUUGGGGAUUCCUGAUUCUCAAAUUAUACUUAUGUUAUCUGAUGAUAUAGCUUGUAAUCCUCGAAAUGCCUUUCCAGGUACUGUAUUUAAUAAUAAUAAUCAAGCUAUUGAUGUUUAUGGAGAUGAAGUUGAAGUUGAUUAUCGAGGUUAUGAAGUUACGGUUGAAAAUUUCAUUCGAUUAUUAACUGAUAGAUGGGAUCCAGAUCAUCCAAGAUCUAAAAGAUUAUUAACUGAUGAAAAUUCUAAUAUCUUUAUAUAUUUAACUGGUCAUGGAGGUAAUGAAUUUCUUAAAUUUCAAGAUGCAGAAGAAAUUGGAGCUUAUGAUAUAGCAGAUGCAUUUGAACAAAUGUAUGAAAAGAAAAGAUAUAAUGAAAUCUUUUUUAUGAUUGAUACAUGUCAAGCUAAUACAAUGUAUGAAAGAUUAUAUUCACCUAAUAUUUUAGCAGUUGGAUCAUCAAAACUUGAUGAAAGUUCAUAUUCUCAUCAUUCAGAUAUGGAUAUUGGAGUAGCAGUUAUUGAUAGAUUUACUUAUUAUACAUUAGAAUUUCUUGAAAAAAUUGAUAAAGAUUCUAAACAAACUAUGGAUAAAUUAUUUAAUGAAUAUACUUAUGAAAAUGUUCAUUCAAAUCCAGGUAUUAGAUAUGAUUUAUUUAAUAGAAAUGCCAGUGAAGUAUUAUUAACUGAUUUCUUUGGUAAUGUUCAAAAUGUGGUGGUUGAAGAUGAAGGUGAAGAAGAUAUCUUAUAUAUUACAAAUCAUGAUGAAAGAGGUAAAUUAGUUCAAUUUAAUCAAGAACAUAAUAAAUCAGAUGAAUCAUAUCAAAUUGAUUUUGGAUAUGAAGAUGUUGAGUCAUCUCAACAAAUAACUCCAAUGACGGCUAAUUUCAUUAGAGGGUUAGGAUUAGUUACUGGUGCUGUAGUAGUGGGGUUAUGGUUUGUAUCUACGUAGUAAUAGUUAGUAAUAAAAUUGAGUCUCAGUGAAAGUAGUAAUUGAUACUCAGUAAUGGUGGAGGUUUGAAUCUAUGUAGUAAUAAUCAGUAAUUGAAAACGGAAUGUAGUAUCGAGAUGGGUGACUAUUGAACCUUUGAAUGAAUGUGAUGUUGAUUUCUUAUUUUCCUAGCCGGAUUCUAAUGCGCCAAUAGUCGAACCGCAGAU
Molecule: messenger RNA, 1421 nt
Organism: Scheffersomyces amazonensis
Lineage: Eukaryota; Fungi; Ascomycota; Pichiomycetes; Serinales; Debaryomycetaceae
Gene: GPI8
Product: GPI-anchor transamidase
Exons: 1
Coding region: 52-1215 (387 amino acids)
Biological process (GO): proteolysis; attachment of GPI anchor to protein
Cellular component (GO): GPI-anchor transamidase complex
Molecular function (GO): GPI-anchor transamidase activity
Source: RefSeq, a predicted model, not a curated record